Messenger RNA from Mytilus trossulus (common blue mussel), 2122 nucleotides. Its product is annotated as UPF0489 protein C5orf22-like. The transcript is spliced from 6 exons. Bases 66 to 1430 code for a protein of 454 amino acids. Lineage: Eukaryota; Metazoa; Mollusca; Bivalvia; Mytilida; Mytilidae. The record is from RefSeq and is a predicted model, not a curated record.
AAAUUCAUUCACUGCUGAAUUUCAACAUGUCUGCGCCCGUGUUUUCGUUUUCAAAAAAUUGAAAAAUGGCUCGACAACAAAACAAAGCACUAAAGAAAUUUGCCGUCACACCUCUUCAUAUUGUAGAAGAUCAUAACGAAGUCGUACCAUUCAUCCAUAGAGGUAUUGGCAGUAAACACCUCCCUGUUGAGGACAUUGUAUUUGUACAUUAUGACUCCCAUCCAGAUCUACUGAUUCCAUGUGAUAUGAAGGCAGAUGAUGUAUACCAGAAAGAUGUCUUAUAUGAGACAACAAGUAUAGAGAACUGGAUUAUACCAAUGGUGUAUGCAGGACAUAUCAGUCAUGUUGUUUGGUUUAAACCUCCAUGGUGUGAACAAAUCCAGGAUAAAGAGAUCCAGUUCUAUGUUGGGAAGUGUAACACUACAGGUUGUAUCAGAACAACAUGCAAAGAAAACUAUUUUGUUAGUGAAACUUUAUACUGUCCAGAAGAAAAGUUAGAGAACAAGAAAAAGGUCAAACUCACAGUAUUGAAAAUAGUUCCUAAUAGAUGGGAACUGUCAUGUAAUGAUAGGGAACCAGCAAGUAGUGCUAAACAAGGAAUAAAAGUUGACAUUGAAAUAGGAACCAGUUUAUCAACUGAAAAUGAUACAUGUACAUCAGAUCAAAGUGAAAACUGUGACAAAAUUAGAUGUGAUGAUGACAAUUCAAGUCAACAUACUAAACGCUUAUGUACAGAGGAAUUGAUGAAAAAUUCUAAUUCUUUUUCAAAUAAUGAUAUUAUAACAACUUCAAAAAAUUUGAACAAACAGCUUGAAAUAUUACACAAAUCUUUUUGUGACAAACAUUUUAUUUUAGACAUUGACCUUGAUUUCUUUUCAACUCAGAAUCCAUUCAAAGUUAUGUAUUCAGACAAAAUCUAUGGAAUGCUAAAAGAUCUGUAUAGAUUUGACAAACCUAAAAACUUAUCAGAUGAAGAAAUAUCUAAAUGUACUACAGGGAGACAGAAACAGUUAUCAGAACUGAAGGCAGUGUUUUAUAACAUACAUCAGGAUAGACAUGCUGAAAUUGAUCAUCCAAGCAAAGAAUUAAUACUGAUCCUGAGAGAUGCUCUAUUUGAUAAAGAGGAAAGUCCUGAUUUUCAGUUACUCCAUGACGCAGGAUGUACAUGUGACGACACAGAGUUACCUCAUCAUGUCAGCUCUGAAGGGCAGAUAACUCUACUUGUUUCUGCUGUCCAGGAAACUAUCAGCCACUUUCAUAAACCUGUGAUGAUUACAAUGGCAAGAUCCAGUAUAACAGAUGAAUAUUGUCCACCAGCUCAAGUUGAAUCAAUACAAGAACAGACAAUAGAAAUGCUACAAGAUUUAUAUUUGGAAAUAAAUGUUAUAAAUGAUUAUGAUAAUGAAGAUGAAAAUGUUUCAAAAAGUUGAUACUCAUUUAAAUCUUAUCCUAUCAACAGAAAUGUGUGAAACAUUUUGUUAAUUUGGUGCCAUAAUUAUGAUAAUCAUAUUCAAGCAGAUGUGAACUCUCUCUCCAUACAAUAGAUGUUGCUAUAACUCAAUAUAUGAUUCUCUCCAAUAACAGAAUAAAAUAGCAGGGAUCCAGUAGUAAUUGUUGGUGCACCAAUGCAAUAUACAACAUGUAUCUGUUUGAGUAAAACGACUGUGGCCAUUAGAAAUUGGUACUAUCUGCUGUAAGGGGAUACAGUAAUGGAGAGGAUAUAUUUUAGUCCAUCUUCAUGGUCAACUUUAGGAUUUGUGUUACAUGAAAUAAACUGCAAUUAACACAAGAUUGAUAAAGUACCAAAUAUAUGGUUGAAUAAGGUCCUGUGACAUUACAAUUGUGAAUUUUUUUGCUCUUUUUAUUUAAAACCAUUACAGGUUACUGUCAGCAAUAAGUAAGUGUAAAACACUCAGAAAUUCGAUUGUUUCUGGUAAAAUGUUACCUUUCUUUACACCAAAUGAGCUCAUAGCCUCUCAUGCAACACAAAAGCUAUUCAAUUUUUUUGGGAAUGAUCUUGUUAAAUAUUCAACACUUUAUGAGUCAUCUGUGAUAUUUGCUGUUGUACAUGUAUGUUUGUUUGAAAUAAAAGUGAUCGAUAAAAGAAUAAAAUUUGGAUUGC